Messenger RNA from Condylura cristata (star-nosed mole), 2758 nucleotides. It is a transcript of the gene LIMA1, whose product is annotated as LIM domain and actin binding 1. NCBI's taxonomy places the organism in Eukaryota, Metazoa, Chordata, Mammalia, Eulipotyphla, Talpidae. The transcript is spliced from 11 exons. Gene Ontology annotation, cellular component: plasma membrane; actin cytoskeleton. Bases 100 to 2364 code for a protein of 754 amino acids. Gene Ontology annotation, molecular function: actin filament binding. Gene Ontology annotation, biological process: actin filament bundle assembly. The record is from RefSeq and is a predicted model, not a curated record.
AGGUGCGCGAGCCUGAAUGCUGGAGACCCGCGGCGGGGGCUGAGAGCUGCGCAGAGAAAAGCUCGCUUUUAGCCAGGUCUUUCAGUAUCUGUAGACAAAAUGGAAUCAACUCCGUUUAAUAGACGGCAAUGGACAUCCCAGUCACUGAGAGUAACAGCUAAAGAACUUUCUCUCGUCAACAAGAACAAGUCAUCAGCCAUUGCAGAAAUAUUCUCCAAGUACCAGAAGGCAGCUGAAGAAGCAAACAUGGAAAAGAGGAGGAGUAACACUGACAAUCACCCCCAGCAUUUCAGAAGGGGGAUCUUAACUGUGCUGAAGAAGAAGUGGGAGAACCCGGGGCAGGAAACAGAGUCUCACACAGACUCCCUGCGAAACAGCAGCGCUGAGGUCAGGCACAGAGGCGACCGCCCUCCAGCUGAAGUGGCACAAAGCUCAGCGUCAGGGACCGAAGCUGACCAAGUGGACCCACUUCCCUCCACACCUAGAUUCAGAGCACCUCCGGAAGCCCUUCCUCGGUAUCUGUAUCCCCACAUUGAGGACGGCGAGGAUCUCCAGGACCACUCACCAGGAAGUGAAAAAAUGGAAAAUUGGCUGGGAGAAUCCAGGCAUGAAGUAGGAAAAGCUGAAAUCAGUGAGAACACAGAAGCUGCAAACAAAAUUGAGAAAUACAAUGUUCCACUGAACAGGCUGAAGAUGAUGUUUGAGAAAGGUGAAUCAACUCAAACCAAGCUUCUUCGGACCCAAAGCAGAAGUACGGGUGGAAAGAGGGUCUCUGAAAACAGCUAUUCUCUGGAUGACUUGGAACUAAGCCCAGGUCAGCUGUCAUCUUCUGCAUUCAACUCAGAGAAAAGUGAGAGUCGGCGAAAUCUGGAGCUACCCCGCCUGUCAGAAACUUCCAUCAAGGAUCGAAUGGCAAAGUACCAGGCUGCUGUGUCCAAACAAAGCAAUUCCACCCACUAUGUGAAUGAGUUGAGAGCCAAUGGUGGUGAAAUCAAAUCUCAUAAAUUGGAGCAAAAGGAGAAUGUGCCCCCUGAUCCUGAGGUCUGUAUCUCCUAUCAGGAUGGAGAAAAGGUUCCUGCAGCUGAGAAUAGCCUACCCGUCCGUUCCACCCCUGCUGAAGAUGACUCCUGUAAUUCUCAGGCUAAGAGUGAGGUCCAACAGCCUGUCCAUCCUAAGCCACUAAAUCCAGAUGCCAGAGCCUCCGGCCUUUCUGAAAGUUCUCCUACCAAAGCAGUGAAGAAGUUUCAGGCACCUGCAAGGGAGACCUGUGUGGAAUGUCAGAAGACUGUCUACCCAAUGGAACGACUCUUGGCCAACCAGCAGGUGUUCCACAUCAGCUGCUUCCGGUGCUCCUAUUGCAACAACAAACUUAAUCUAGGGACGUAUGCCUCUUUACAUGGGAGAAUUUACUGCAAGCCUCACUUCAAUCAGCUCUUUAAAUCUAAAGGCAACUAUGAUGAAGGCUUUGGGCACAGACCCCACAAAGAUCUAUGGGCAGGCAAAAACGAAAAUGAAGAGACUUUGGAGAGACCAGCUCAGGCUCCAAAUACAGGGGAGACCCCUCAGAGCCCAGGUGUUGAAGAUGCCCCCAUUGCUAAGGUCGGUGUGCUGACCGCAAGUAUGGAAGCCAAGGCCUCCUCUCAGCGGGAGAAGGAAGAAAAGCCCGCUGAGACCAAGAAACUGAGGAUUGCCUGGCCGCCCCCCACUGACCUGGGCAGUUCAGGAAGUGCUCUGGAGGAAGGCAUCAAGGUAUCUAAGCCCAAGUGGCCCCCUGAGGAUGAAAUCAGUAAGCCGGAAGCUCCUGAGGAUGUAGAUCUAGAUUUGAAGAAGCUAAGACGGUCUUCUUCCCUGAAGGAAAGAAGCCGCCCGUUCACCGUAGCAGCCUCGUUUCGAACUGCUUCUGUUAAGAGCCCCAAAUCCCCAUCAGCACCUAUCAGGAAAGGCAGGAGUGUGACAGAGCAGAGUGAUGAGGUAGGAGGAGCCACAGAAAGGAAACAGAUGGAAAACGCCAGCACUUGUGAGAAGACUGGGCCUGUGGGAAGAACCACCUGGCAAAACAGGGAAUCUAAAGGAGGGGAGGCAGGAAGGAGAAGCAGGGAAGGUCAUGAUUUUGAGAUGGGGCAUGAGAGUCUUCUAGAAAAUGGCGCAAACUUAGAUGAAGAUGACAGAAACCUUCUCAAACAGCAGUCGCCCCUGGAACCCAAGCCAACAGGUUGGCCCACCUUUGCAGAUGACACCUCCACUAAUGCAUUCACUACUCAGAGCCAGAAAUCCCAGGAUGCAGGCUUUUGGGAGGGAGAUGUAGAGCUGUCUGUGGAAGAGCAGAUAAAGAGAAAUCGGUAUUACGAUGAGGAUGAAGAGUGACAGGUUAUUGUCACGCAGGGCCUUAAAUUCGUGUUAGUGGUAGUGAGAUACUGCCCUUUAUGAAGUAAUUCCUGUAAACAGGCAUUUUAGCAUGAAAUAUAAUUUAUAUCGAUUUAACUUUGGAAAAGAGUCCCUGCUUCAAAAAAUUCCCAGAGUGCAGCUUAAGUAAACCAAUUCUAAACUCUAGAGAUAACAUUACUUCAACUCUAUUUUAGCAGUGACAAUAGGCCUAAGUGCUUUAAGGGUUGGAAGGGAGGGUGGAUAUUCCAACUGAUCCAGUCCAGAUUCCACUGUAUUCCCAAAAGACAAUAUGAAAUUAGGUAGCUAAUUAGUAGUAUACUGUUACACUAAAAUUCGACUGUAGAAUUAAGAGAACAUACAGAAGGGAUUUCAG